Messenger RNA from Myiozetetes cayanensis, 5238 nucleotides. It is a transcript of the gene SRCIN1, whose product is annotated as SRC kinase signaling inhibitor 1. Gene Ontology annotation, biological process: regulation of dendritic spine morphogenesis. Gene Ontology annotation, cellular component: postsynaptic density; cytoplasm; actin cytoskeleton. Bases 583 to 4305 code for a protein of 1240 amino acids. NCBI's taxonomy places the organism in Eukaryota, Metazoa, Chordata, Aves, Passeriformes, Tyrannidae. The transcript is spliced from 20 exons. The record is from RefSeq and is a predicted model, not a curated record.
CGGCAGUGCAGCCUUUGGGAGGAAGCAAGUGCAUCCCGCUCUUCCGGCUGCCUUAAUGGCCGGGUGCGGGGGAGCCGCAUCGCUCCGAGGGGCUUCCAUUCUCUCGCCUGCCUUUCUCCCCAGAUGCACUCUCCGCUCCCCCUCCCCUCGCCCCUUUUUGUACGGGCGCUUUCUCGGCCGAUUUUUCAUGCUCCGCUAAGUGCCGGCGCUUUCACGACCCGCGCGAGCUUUGCUGCCUCAUGAAGAUUUAUGAAACUGCAGUAAUAAACUGUGUUUGAGAGAGAUCCUUUUGAUGAUAAAGCCCUGCCAGGCUGCUGGCGGGGGGACCCGAGCGCACCGCGCCGCCGAGCCCGCAGCCGCUCCGACCCGGCGCGGCUCCCGCGGGGCAGCGCCCGCAGCGCCGGGAAGGUUUUUGGGGGCCUUUCCCACCCUGAAGAGCGUCACCUAAAGCGCGGUCAGGCUCCGGUGAGCCCGGUGCCUCUGUUCUCCCGGGAAGCAGGCGAUGGCCGGACCCUGCUAGCGGCGCGGGGCUGUGCCCCGGCGCAGGUGACACCUCUGCUGGCAGGUGAGGAAGAUGGAUGGAUGAAUCGGCAAAGAGAACCGCGUUCCCUUAACCUCCCGCUGCUCGGAGAGGGGCUGGCCAGGAUUUACCGUGGGAUUUUGGCUGUCGUGGGAGCCCUGCGCUCGGCCAAGGAGCCGCCUGCAGCCCCCGCAGAGCCCCGGGGGGCUGCUGUGCCCAUCCCGCCGGAGCAGCUUCCCGGCCGCCGUGGGAGCCGAGCUGCACCCGCGGAUCCCGAAAGGACGAGCAGCCACAUGAUCUCCGCGGACGAUGCCGAGUACCCGCGCGAGUACCGCACCCUGGGCAACGGCACCCGGCGCUUCUCCAACGUAGGGCUGGUGCACACCUCGGAGCGCCGGCACACCGUCAUCGCCGCCCAGAGCCUGGAGGCCCUCACCGGCCUCCAGAAGACGGAGAUGGAGCGCAAGAGGGACGCCUUCAUGGACCACCUGAAGAGCAAGUACCCCCAGCACGCGCUGGCGCUGCGGGGGCAGCAGGAGAGGAUGCGCGACCAGCAACCCAACUACUGGAGCUUUAAGACCAGGAGCUCCCGACACUCCCAGGGCUCCCAGCCUGGCUUGGCUGACCAAGCCAAGCUCUCCUUCGCCUCGGCCGAGUCCCUGGAGACGAUGUCGGAAGCGGAGCUGCCCCUGGGGUUCAACAGGAUGAACCGGUUCCGGCAGAGCUUGCCCCUGUCCCGCUCCACCAGCCAGACCAAGCUGCGAUCUCCAGGGGUCCUUUUCCUGCAGUUCGGGGACGAGACGAGGCGCGUGCACAUCACGCACGAGAUCAGCAGCAUGGACACCCUGCACGCCCUCAUCGUGCACAUGUUCCCCCAGAAGCUCACCAUGGGCAUGCUCAAGUCCCCCAACACCGCCAUCCUCAUCAAGGACGAGUCCCGAAACGUCUUCUACGAGCUGGAGGAUGUCCGUGACAUCCAGGACAGAAGCAUCAUCAAGAUCUACAGGAAAGAGCCUCUCUACGCCUCAUUCCCAGCCUCACACAUCACCAACGGUGACCUGAGGAGGGAGAUGGUGUACACGUCCAGGGAAUCCUCUCCCACCCGCCGGCUCAACAACAUGUCCCCGGCGUCCCACCUGGCCUCGGGGUCGCCCCCGCCCGUGCUGCAGUCCUCGUCCCCGUCCCGCUCCCGCAUGUCCUACAGCGGGGGCCGCCCGCCCUCCUACGCCGGCAGCCCCGUGCACCACGGCGAGCGCCUGUCCAACCUGCCGCCCGCCCAGGGCGUGUCCCCCAGCCCCAGCGCCAUCCUGGAGCGCCGCGACGUCAAGCCGGACGAGGACCUGGCCGGGAAGAACGUGGUGCUGGUGAAGAACGAGGGGCUCUACGCCGACCCCUACGGCAUGGUGCACGAGGGCCGGCUCAGCAUCACCUCCACGCAGUCCCUGGCGGGCAUGGGCGACCCUUUCGGCUACUCGGGGGGGCUGUACAAGCGGGGCUCCGUGCGCUCCCUCAGCACCUACUCGGCGGCCGCGCUGCAGUCGGAGCUGGAGGACGGUCUGUACAAGCCCAACGCGCCCAUCUACAGCGACACCUACGGCCCCGGGCUGGGCUUCCGCAUGCCCCCCUCGUCCCCGCAGAAGAUGGUGGAUGUGCAGCCGGGCCAGAGCCCCCACAGCCCCUACUCGGGGCCCCCCAGCCGCUCCUCGCCCGUCCGCCAGUCCUUCCGCAAGGAUUCCUGCUCCUCGGUGUUCAUGGACAGCCCCGUGGGCAAAACGCGCAACCCCAGCUCCUCCGGCCCCCCCGAGCUCUUCCCCGGCCCCGGCGAGCGCCCGCUCUCAGGGUUUGGCUCCCCCGGGCCCGCCAAGGACACGGAAACGAGGGAGCGGAUGGAGGCCAUGGAGAAGCAGAUUGCCAGCCUGACGGGGCUGGUGCAGAGCGCUCUGCUCCGCGGCUCCGAGGCUGAGACCCCCAGCGAGAAAACAGAAGCCACCAACGGUGGGACCCCCCCAUCGGCGUCCACCAGCCGCAGCGGGGGGACCCCGGUGCCCGCACCGCCGCCGCCCUCGGCCACCAGCACGCCGGCGGGGCAGCCCACGGCCAUCACCCGCCUGCACAUGCAGCUGCACCUGCACGACCUGCAGCAGAACGCCAGCGACCUCCGCAACCAGCUGCAGCAGCUCAAGAAGCUGCAGCUGCAGAACCAGGAGACGGUGAAGACGAUGCUGCGGCGGACGGAGACGGAGAUCAGCGUGCGGGUGACGGACACCAUGCGCAAGCACGAGGACCCUCUGCAGCGCCAGCGCAGCUUGGUGGAGGAGGAGCGGCUCCGCUACCUCAACGAGGAGGAGCUCAUCACCCAGCAGCUCAAUGACCUGGAGAAGUCUGUGGAGAAGAUCCAGAAGGAUCUGGCCCACAGUCACCGGCUGAUCCCCGUGCAGGAGCUGGAGGAGAAGGCGGUGGUGCUCAAGCAGCUGGGGGAGACACUCACAGACCUGAAGGCCCAGUUCCCCAGCCUGCAGAGCAAGAUGCGGGUGGUGCUGCGGGUGGAGGUGGAAGCUGUGAAGUUCCUCAAGGAGGAGCCGAACCGCCUCGAUGGGCUCCUCAAACGCUGCAAGACAGUGACAGACACCCUCGCCCAGAUCCGCAGGCAAGUGGAAGAGGGCGUGUGGACCUCCCCCAGCAACCUCAGCCAGUCCCCCAAGAAGGUGGCCCCCGAGACAGACUUCAGCAAAGGGCUGGAUUUGGAGAUGCCCACCAGCCCCCCCGUGAGCCUCCACCACUUGACAGCCGCCACCGAGAGCCUGGGCAUGCCCAGCUUCGGGCACAGCCCCCCCCAGACCCAGAGCCACCCCUCCAAGAGCAAUAACCCUGCCCGAGCCCCUGAGAUGGUGCCCGCCAAGACCCAGACGGGGCCCGAGACGCCCAGCAAGAAGAGCGCGGACAAAGCUGUGUCCGUGGAGGCGGCGGAGCGGGACUGGGAGGAGAAACGGGCAGCGCUGACCCAGUACAGCGCCAAGGACAUCAACCGGCUGCUGGAGGAGACGCAGGCCGAGCUCAUGAAGGCCAUCCCCGACCUGGAAUUCGCUGCCAAGCACAAACAAGCCCCGGGCAGCGGCAGCGCCGCCUCCACCCCUGAGCACAAACCCUCCAAGCCACAACACGCGCCCAAAUCGGGGGGCAAAGGGGACCCCAAUGGCCGCAGGGGCUCAGACGAGCUGACGGUGCCACGGUACCGGACUGAGAAACCCUCCAAAUCCCCACCACCUCCCCCUCCACGCCGGAGCUUCCCCUCGUCCCACGGGCUGACCACCACCCGCAGCGGCGAGGUCAUCGUCACCAGCAAGAAGGAGCCCGGGUUUAUGAAGAAGGCCGAGUCGGAGGAGCUGGAGACGCAGAAGCCGCAGGUGAAGCUGAGGAGGACGGUGUCCGAGGUGGUCAGGCCGGCCUCCACCCCGCCCAUCAUCGCCUCGGCCAUCAAGGACGACGACGACGAGGAUCGGAUCAUCGCCGAGCUGGAGGUAUUUCAGAGAAGCUCUGCCUCCCCUUUCCUCCCCAAGCUGCGUCACGAGCCGCUCGUGGCCGUGCCCCCCGGGCUGGCAGAGCUGUGGCCCAACGGAGCCUCCGUUGCAGCCCAAGGAUGGAAGAGCGGCGGUGUGUCCAUCCCGGCCAUGAAGGUGGUGAACCCGGCGUCGCGGCUGAAGCAGAGCCAGCAGGGCAGCCCCGACAAGAGCAAGCACAUAAAGCAGCGGAUGGAGUACAUGCGGAUCCAGGGCCAGCAGCAGUAACGUGUGGGACCAGCUCAUCUCGUGCUGUUUGUGGUGGCCCUUUUCCAGCUGCUUGACCUCAGGCCUGACUCAAUGCUGCUUCUGAACAGACUCCCUUUGGUUCUUGGUUGUUUUGGGUUUUUUUCUGUCCUGUUUUUUGCUGCUUCUUCUUCUUCUUGUUUCCUUUCUUUGUCUUUUUUUUUUUUAAGACUGUUUUUUUGACUUUCCUCCCCUUUCUCCUCCUCCUCCUCCUCCUUGAAUCUUACUUUUCUUUCUAGGCCACUAGACCAUCUAAAGAGGCCAGUGAGACUUCCCCCACAGUCUCAGAAAAACCCGCAUCUGGCAGAACAUCCAUCCCCGUAUUGACUUCCUUUGGGGCAAGGAACUCCUCCAUCUCAUUCUGAGCAUCCUUGCCAGCUCCACCCAACUGCUCCCGGGGGCCGGGCCUCUCUCUCUUCCUUGGGCUCCUCUUCCUCCCUGGGACUUGUCUUCUUGAGGGCACCUGGAGGGAUCGUCACCUGUCCCUCUCUUUCUGUUUUAUCAAUGUCUUGCUCCACUGUGGCCGACCUCGUGUCUCGCCUCUGCUCCGCCACGGCCCGACUUGUGUCUCGCCUCCGCUCGCCACGGCCCGACUUCUGUCUCCCAUCUCGCUCCGCAAUGGCCAACCAGCCACUUUCUGUUUCUCUCUCUCUCUCUCUUUCUCUUUUUCUUUACUUUCUCCCUUUCCCUUUCCUUUGGAAUCGCUGUUGGUUUGGUUUUUCUCCCCUCCCUCCCCGCCCCUCCCCACCCGCCCCCCGCCGUUUUUUUCUGUUCAUUUAAGAGCUCUCAGAGCUUCACCCCACCAGUUCCACCGGCUUCGAGCAAAGAGGAGCUCCCGGGCCGGGCAGCGCCGCGCCAAGGUGGGAAACGGCGGCUGCCGAAGACGCCCCUGAGCCGUCCAGGCGCCCCGAGCGU